Hyaloperonospora brassicae is the source of this 1062-nucleotide messenger RNA. NCBI's taxonomy places the organism in Eukaryota, Oomycota, Peronosporomycetes, Peronosporales, Peronosporaceae. The record is from the annotation of a GenBank genome assembly.
AUGCGUCUGGCCUACUCCGUUGCUACCGCUCUCGCCGCUGUUUUCGCUUCCAGUGGCGCGGAUUCGACUGGUGUCACGGCGAAUGCUCUUCCCGAGCCCCACGUCUCUCUUGUGGCCCGCGUGAUGGACAGCAACGCCUACGACACGGACCCGCAGAGGCUUCUGCGACAGUCUUUUGGCGAUGAUGAUUCGACGCUGUCUGUAGACCGUGAGGAGAGAAUCAACACUGCACAUGUCUCCGACAUAGCUGGGCCGAUGACUGGAGAAAUUGCUACAAGUGGCUUCCUUGCGAGAGCGUUGGACCAAUGGGCAUUUCGGUCGGCCCGCUACGGCCAAGUUCUUGGGAACUUUAAGGAACAGCACAAGAUCCUGGGAAAGCCGCUUAAGUGGUGGGAUGAGAUAAUGAAGCGGCUGUCUAAUAGAUCUUUCAUUGAUAAGUUCACAAAAUGGGCGAAGAGUUUGAAGGUCGAAGGUAAAUCGAUCGGUGACCGCUUUACGCAAGCUUUUCAGAAGUACACGCAAACCGCAACGAAAGGCGCUGCAGAUGUAGUGGAUGGUCAAGCGGUAUGGACUCGUUUGGAUGAGUGGGGCGGAAAGGUCGCCGACGACGCCUCGUUGUAUAUAACGAAUGCCCUGAAGACGAUGGACGAAAGUAAGCAGCUUGCAGUGAUUAAAAUCAGUGUCAAUGCUGUCGCUGGCGACUUAGCCAAACUCAAGGCCACGUGGAAGAAAGAAUACGAACCACAGAAAGAUGUGACUUCGAUCGAAUUGGCAUACUCGAAGUUUGACUCCACGCGGAUCGAUAUCCACAAUCACCUCAAAACGGUUAUAGAUGAUCUUUCGAAAGUGGGCGAGGACAAGGUGGCCGGUGUACUCAAGACCAACUUCAAAUCGCUUGAUGAUUUUUUCGAGGGCCUGAAGUUUCCCGCGUUCAAGAAAUUUGCAGAGGGGGAUGGAACCGCGGCUGCAGCUCUUCCUACGGUAAAGCUGCCAGAACCUCUUCCCGGUAGCCCGCUUGGAACACCUGGGACGCCCAAAGACAGCAACCCCAAGGUCGAGUAG